AUCGACUCUAUCACUCGUUUCUCUCAAUGAUUCUUGGCUUUAAAUCAGUCUAACCUAGCGUUAGCUAUUAACUAACCUACAGGUCUUUCUGAGACCGAAUACAAUGUUUAUUAAAAGUUCUUAGCACAUUUAACCGAGUUACAGACUGUUAGUAGUUAACAGUAGGGUUAGUUUUCAGCGUUUUGUUCGACUAAACCGGGCGUUAGCUUAGCAUAAAAAAUCACCAACUUGUGAGGUGCGUUAGCUUAGCCUGUUAGCCAAUUAAUGCCAGUUAGCGAGUUAGUAGUUAUUUACCCACAAAUACUGCUAUUUUUACACUGAACACUCCGAACUCUCUCAAAGAUAUCCAACUUCUGUGGUAUUUUUAAAGCAAACUGAUGGUUAAUUCCCUAAAAUAUAUAAUAAAAUGUCGAAUUUGGAUCUUAUUCUGGAGAAUGUUCACCUGAGGCACGACCCCCGCUGGAGCGCGCGCGGCCUGUGUGUAGCCUGUGUGCUGGAGCUGAUGGACAGAGAAGAUGUAUCGGUUCUGCGUAAAUCUGCAGCACUGAGUGGAGUUCUAGAGCUACUGAAGAUCAAAGGUGUGGUGAAGGACAUUCUGCAACAGGAUGAAAGAGUGUGUCUGCAUUUCACCUCCUCUUUAUUGAAGAUGCUGCAGUCUGUUGAAGAUCCAAGUGUGGUGGAGCAGGUUAUUCAAGUGCUCAUUCAUCUGUUGCUUGAUCUGAAGAAGGAACAUUUUUUGCAGCACGUUCUGGAUGAACUACAAACACAGCUGAUAGAUAGAUCUACAGGGAAGGUUCUCUCGUACAUCACAUUUCUGGGCAAGCUGGUGGAUUCUGUGUCCUCUAUAGCUCAAAUGUUGACCACAACCCACAUCAGUGUUUUGGAGUGUAUGUGUGUGUUCCUGCUAAAUCCUGAUGAAGUGCUGAAGGCUGCGGUGUAUUACGUGCUGCGUGGUGUUUGGGCAUCAGAGACAGCCCUGCAAUCUCUGCCACAAACACUGAGAGAUAGAGUGUGUGUGUUACUGCUGAACACACUCGCACAUGUCUGCUCAUUUCAGCUCACUAUCAACUGUCUUGGUGUUUGUGUGUGUAUGUGUGUAGGUCUGUUGCUGCUGAUGCUGCGAGGAGGAGACACUGUGUGUUUGCUGAUGAAUCAAAAUCAUACUUCUUCCAACGAGGAAGAGGAGGAGUCUCAAUGUACUCAACUGUCUGUUAAACACUGUUCACUGCCACUCAUCCUAAAGAGGCUGUUGCUUGGAGGUGACGAGUGUGUGCAGGUGGUGAGUGUUCAGUGUGUAUCUGCUGUACUAACACACUCCCCCAGCCAGUACUGCUCUGCGUUCACACAGGCAGAUUUACCAGAGUUCCUGUUUGAGCGGUUGAGCUGUACUAAUGAAGUGCUGCUGUGGUCGGUGUACAGCUGCUUGCUCCAGCUGUGUGAGGACUCUACAUUCUUCUCACAGUGCCACUCCAUCUACGGUAUUGAGUCUCUGGUGCGCAGUCUGAAGGCAGUAUUGAAGUUGCCAAAUCUGGAGGUUCAGAAACAGGGCCUCAAGCUGCUUACAGCUAUACUUGAGAGGCAGCCCACAGGUGUGCGUCUGUUUCCUACUGCUCCUGGGUUUGUGGGCGUGGCUGAAGUUGUGCAAGGGGGUGUGGCAUCAUCCUGCUUCAGAGUGUCUACACAGGCAGCACGAGCAGCUACUGCUCUGUUCAGGGUCCAUCAUCAGUGUAGUCCAGUUCAUUAUGUAGAGCUGAAGAGAACUGUGGAGGCUUUAACCACCAGAUGUGCUGAGGUACCAUCAAACAUCACUUCACAGCGCAGGAGGUGGGUCUCUGAUCCUGGCAGCCAGUCCUUCAGAGCAGCAGCAUUUUUAAUCCAGGCCCUGACCGGCUUCCAGCAGGCCUGCAGACUGGCGGAGGAGUGUGUGACUGAGACCAGUGUGAAGGAGAACACACCCACAGCUCCAGAUGAACAGAACCAGGACACACUGGAGUCACUCUGUGUGUGUCUGCUACACUGCUGCGACACAGCGAUCAUCCCCACAGUCACUAAAGUGUGUGAGCGUGUGCCCAGUCCGCGGGUCCUGCAGCCAUUUUUCUCCAUUCUCUCUCUGCAGUUUUCUCUUUCUCCCUCAGUCUUGCCCGCCUUCGCCACCAAACUGGCCUCCUCUGGUUUUAUAAGGCUGGCUCUAGAACACAAGGCUCGACUGUGUCCAGGAAACAGACAUUCAUCCCUAAACGCAGCUUGCUGUGACUUUCUACUGAAGCUGUGUGUGUGUCUGCUCUCCCAGCCUGAAUCUGUCACUGGCAGCCACCAGCAAGGUGUAGAGGAGGUAGAGUAUGUCUUGCGGGGCUGUUUGCCGUCCCUGUGCUGUCAUGCAUGUGAUUGGCCGUUGGUGCUGGCUGAAGUUCCAGCAGAAAAUCAAACCCUGCAGUUCUGUUUACUGCACCUGCUGUAUCUCUCACUGCUGCAUGGCGACAGGUUGCUGCCUGAUGCAACCCUGUUCUCCAGUGUUGUGCGGUUUGUAUAUCUGAUGCAGGAACAACAUAAUUCUCUUCCUCCAUCAGUGCAGCAGUCAGCACUUUACCUGUUAGCAGCUACUCAGGAGAACAACCCUGAUCUAGACUGGGUUUCUCUGAACAGUAUCAGUGAAGCUCUCUCAUCUGCUGCUCUCUCGUCCCCUCAUCCCUCUCUCCUGCACUUUAUCUUCCGGUACUCUGCGCUGACCGAGAGACUCGGGGUGAGGGUUCUUUCUGGCUGGCUGGCUGGUGAGCUAGAACCGGCUGUGAGUGGAGAAAAGGAACAUAAUCGUCUGGAUCUCGGGCAGAGCCAGGAGUCUUCUGUGGUUCUGGAGCUGCUGGAGAAGAACCCAUCCACUGUUCUAACCCUGCUGGGUGUACUCUGUGAGGAGGACAGGUCAGUAGCUGGUCGAGCAGUACAGGUGUUGCGGUGUUACCUGCAGGCUGGACGAUGCUCUGGCUCUGUCCACUCUCACCUGCUGAAACCAGCGUUGUUAGGCCUCCUGCAGAGACUCACAUGUGACAGUAGUGACAGCAGCACAGUUCCAGACUGUGUGUGUGUGGUGUUGGAGGUGUUGUGUUUAGUGCAGAAGAUCUCCUCAGCUCAGGAUGAUAUGGACAACACAGACUUCAAACUGCUCUAUCAUGUGAGUAAUCUUGUAGGAAAGGUGAAGAGCAGUAAUGCAGAGUAUUUGCAGCCGGCCUUAAACUACCUCUACUGCUGUCUAAACCUGUGUCCAGCACACACUGCUGACCGAGUGGUGUCUAUGCUGUUGUGUAACACAGGUGUAAUGGAGUUGCUACAGGUGCUGUUGAACCUCUCUCACUCCUCCUCACACUCUCCCCCCUCUCCCUCACCUCCACUCAUCUGCAGCUCUCUCCUCCUGCUCAGCUCCCUCAUCUCUCUACAGCACACACACUGUGCACAGGUACAAAAGAGUGUGUGUUUAGAGCUAGACAGUAUUGUAAGAGUGCUCACAUUCAAUAAGAGAAACACCAACAGCCUGGUACUGGUGUGUAUGGUGCGGUUGGUGCAGGCUGUUCUGGACGUGGACCUGUCAUCUCCUGUGGUGUGUGUAUCAGAGUGUGCUGGGCUGCAGCGCCCCCUACAGUCUGCAGAUGGAGCGCUGCAUCCACUCGGCUACAGAGGGGCUACCAGCCUACUGACAGCAUUACAGAGUCUACUGCUUCAGAAGCAGGAGCUGUUACUUAGUGCGUCUGUGAACUGUCUGAGGUCACUGAUGGACUUUAUAUACAGGAGGAAGCCUGCUAUAGCCCAACAUAUGGUGAAUCAGCCAUGGAAUCGUUUCCUGCUGUACUCUCUGCUGAACUCUGGAGAGAUCCUGGUGCUCCAUCCAUCUACAAUCAGUCUUCUGACUCUGCUGGUCCACUGGUCUGGAGGGAUUACACAGUGGGAAUCUGAUGUUAAUUGUGUGUGUGAGGCUGCAGAGAGGAAAGGAGUGAAGGAACUGGGAAAGAACAGCACACACUCACUGAGACUGCUGCUCACUGAGUGUAUUGUAUUCUCUCUCUCUGAGCAGUUGAAGGUGAGAGUGAGCAGUUUGUUGGAGUGUCUCGAUGAGCAGCCACCUCAAGAGACCAACCCCAGCUCUUCGAUACAAAUUGGAGCUCUGUCCAUCUGCUCAGAGGACUUCAGAGUGAACACAAACACCUUCCCUCAGUGAAGACACAAAACACACAUUUUCAGGCUCUUAAAACCUACAGUUUAAUGCAAAUGUAUAAAUAUUGGUUUCCAUUUAUCUAUUGUUAUCUAUAUUUGUUUUGCAGUGCUAGUUAGUUUUUUCUAUAUUGCCUAGUACACUUAGAAACUUACUGAUUUUCCACAGAAGAAUCUGUUCCCUUCUACCUAUUUACAGUCUUUAUACACUAAAGAUUAUACAGAGAGAAUGUGCAGGUUUAUAUUUUGCAUCAUUUGCAUUGCUGAUUGAUAAAUAAACUGAUUCAAAUAUUU
This is a messenger RNA of Astyanax mexicanus (Mexican tetra), 4491 nucleotides long. Its product is annotated as meiosis inhibitor protein 1. NCBI's taxonomy places the organism in Eukaryota, Metazoa, Chordata, Actinopteri, Characiformes, Acestrorhamphidae. Gene Ontology annotation, biological process: meiosis I. The coding region runs from base 407 to 4204 and encodes 1265 amino acids. The record is from RefSeq and is a predicted model, not a curated record. The transcript is spliced from 31 exons.